This is a messenger RNA of Ctenocephalides felis (cat flea), 546 nucleotides long. RefSeq names its product zinc finger protein 678-like. NCBI's taxonomy places the organism in Eukaryota, Metazoa, Arthropoda, Insecta, Siphonaptera, Pulicidae. Gene Ontology annotation, molecular function: DNA-binding transcription factor activity; RNA polymerase II cis-regulatory region sequence-specific DNA binding. Gene Ontology annotation, biological process: regulation of transcription by RNA polymerase II. The record is from RefSeq and is a predicted model, not a curated record. The transcript has 2 exons. Bases 1 to 546 code for a protein of 181 amino acids.
AUGCUUAUUCACAGUGGUGAACAACCCCAUCGAUGCAGUAUAUGCAAUAAGACAUUCACACAUUUAUGUAAUCUGAAAAGUCACAUGCUUAUUCACAGUGGUGAGCAACCCCAUCGAUGCAGUAUAUGCAAUAAGACAUUCACACAAUUAUGUAAUCUGAAUAGUCACAUGCUUAUUCACAGUGGUGAUCGACCCCAUCGAUGCAGUAUAUGCAAUAAGACAUUCACACUAUUAGGUAAUCUGAAAAAACACAGGCUUAUUCACAGUGGUGAGCAACCCCAUCGAUGCAGUAUAUGCAAUAAGACAUUCACACAAUUAGGUAAUCUGAAAAGCCACAUGCUUAUUCACAGUGGUGAGCGACCCCAUCGAUGCAGUAUAUGCAAUAAGACAUUCACACUAUUAGGUUUUCUGAAAAUGCACAUGGUGAUUCAUAAACAAGAGAGUCCUUAUAAAUGUGAAGAAGUAUGUAAUAAGGAAUUUAGUCAAUUGAAUUAUUUAAAAAGACACAUGACACUUCAUAGUCAGAAGCGUGGUAAAAAUCAAUGA